Molecule: messenger RNA, 1528 nt
Organism: Puccinia graminis f. sp. tritici CRL 75-36-700-3
Lineage: Eukaryota; Fungi; Basidiomycota; Pucciniomycetes; Pucciniales; Pucciniaceae
Exons: 3
Coding region: 276-1424 (382 amino acids)
Cellular component (GO): cytoplasm
Source: RefSeq, a predicted model, not a curated record
GUUUGAAAACAGGAAACGGCGGACACAUACACGGCGAAGGAACAUCAAUUACACACUGGAAGUGCUGAGCCCACGAGCCCUGCUGCCACUGCUGCUGCUGGAGGCUCAGCAGCCACCGAAGGUUUAUAAAAGGCCGAUGGUUCCCCCCUCGACCAGUCUUUCCCCCAACUCCAGGACCUGCCAGGCGCAUCCACCUUUCCCAUCUUCUCCUCACCUUUUUCUUACUCCACCCAACAACAACCACCUUAAACUACUUGCUUCAAUAAUCAUUAAUCAUGGACUAUAUACCUGAUCCCAACGCGUUAGAUUCUCCGGUAGAAUUUUCUGCUGGCCCGUUCACUCCCCCAGGAACGCCACCCCCUCUUCCGGGUGUCUCCUUUACCCCCCCAGGAACUCCUCCAUCUCUUGCUGAUGGCUCCUCCACCCCCCAAGGACCUCCUCCACCUCUUGCUGCUGGCUCCUUCACUCCCCCGGGAACUCCACCUCCUCUUCCUGAAGUCUCCUUCACUCCCCCAGGAACUCCUCCUCCUCCUCCUCCUCCUCUUCCUCCUCUUCCUCCUUCCCACUUCGUCCCCAUUCCCAACCCGGUAGUGUUUCCUGAUGAUGACGAGCCGAUGGAGGGGCUUCCAGUUGAGGAAGCGUGGUGGCCACUCCCACCUCCUCUUCCUGAAGUCUCCUUCACUCCCCCAGGAACUCCUCCUCCUCUUCCUCCUCUUCCUCCUUCCCACUUCGUCCCCAUUCCCAACCCGGUAGUGUUUCCUGAUGAUGACGAGCCGAUGGAGGGGCUUCCAGUUGAGGAAGCGUGGCGGCCACUCACCGACCUCACCAAAAACUGUCAGCCGCAAAUUGGAGCGGUUUUUCAGACUCUGGCUCCUCAAGAUCAAGCAAAGAUGACCCGUUUUUUGCGCAAGAUGAUGGAAGUUUUCCUCACACUCUUCCAAAACCGGCAGCGAGACAGACUCGAUGCUAGAGAGAACUCUUACCUCCUCCGCGAUCUGCCUCAAAUUCGGCUUAUCUUGCAAGCGAACGAGGAAUCCGAUGCGCAACUCUUGACCGCUCUGAUCGACCACUGGAUCUCUCUUAUCCACGCCUUUUCCAACGCUCGGAGAUCCCAGAGAGUUCAAGACCUGUUGGACCGUAUGAAGAACCCACCCGCCCGCUCGGCUCGGCGUGCCCCCUCAGAAUGCCCGAUCUGCAUGGAAAUCCUCUCCGACAGCAGACACAGCAAUGUUCGAGCACCUUGCCACCUUACCCAUGUCUUCCAUCGAAACUGCCUUCAAGAAUGGUUGGAAGGCGAACUCAACUGUCCAAUGUGCAGAGCCCCAUUUGCUCUUCCUCGUAGACGCCGACAGAAAACCCUUGUCAGAUUGGGCCGACACCGCAGAGCUUUUGAUUUGUUGGUCUUGCUUUGUUGGGGCGUCUGAGUCCCUCCCCCUAUGUCCCUAUGCUUCUCUCUCCCCCUAUGCAAUCACAAAUCCCAUUUCAUCUCAUGUUUAAACGUCUCCUUUGACGUUCCUGAGCUCCCCUG